GCGUGCAACUAGAGUCUCUCUCUUUAUCACAGCGUCAACAUAAUUUGAAAGAAACGAACGAAAGAGCUCUUUAGUUAAGAGCGGGGUUAGUUAGGUUUUGGCUUUAUACUAUAAAAAGAAGCAAGCAAUAUACUGGCUGUAACAGUUUUGAUUGUUUAAUUCGAUUAUCUCAGUACAAAUACAGCGUAAAAAUAUUUCCGAACUCCUGAGGAUAAAAUAUCGUUGAUUUUCUCUUACGGUUGUGGUAUUUUUCUCGAUUGAUUUUUUAGUUGCGUAGAAUUUAUUAAAAGAUAGUAGAGCCGUACCAACUUAAUUAAAAUCUUUAGAGUGCUCAAGGCGUAACAAUCAAUUUUCCUUGUGAAAUAUUUAAAGAUUAUUAAUAUAGAAAAACUUAUGAACUAUGAAAAGAAAAUUACCAAUUAUUUUACGAAAUAUUUCUAUCGAUAUGAUAAAUAUUUAAGUAAAAAGAAAAACAUUUUGUCAUUUGUGACAACUGCAAUCAUUUAUUAGUAUUUGCAUUAACUUUCCUUUUUUGAUACCGUGUUUUUACUUUAUUGCAAUGGCGAAAGAGGGCGGUGUCAUAAAAUAUGAUCCAAAUACAGAAGCAUUUCAAAUGCGAGCUCAAUGGAAAAAGGUGGAUAUAUGUCGUAAGCAGUGGUUUGAUCAGUGGAGUUGGUUGCUAGAUGAACGCAAACAAACAUUACAGGAGUCGGAAGCCAUUCGCCAGGAGGUUUCUGAUGCUUUACCACGUGCGGUAACCAAAGCUGAAACUACAAAGUCAUUAAAACCGGUACCAAUCACAUCAACUGGUGUUAUCGGCUGGCUGGCUGCCAAACCGGAUUGUCAAUUAGAAAUUUAUACAUCCUGGCUUACUAAGAUCCCAGUACGGUUACCCGACACAUGGGACGACAAGAAUUACCUGGGGUAACCUGUAGGUAUAAAUAUCAUUCGUAAAAUGUAACAAAUAAAUUUAAAUAAUUUGGAUCAAUUCUUUUGCUCUUAAAUCAAUUUUACAAAAAUAUAUAAGAUAAAUCCACAA
Messenger RNA from Pieris napi, 1039 nucleotides. RefSeq lists its product as uncharacterized. The record is from RefSeq and is a predicted model, not a curated record. The coding region runs from base 560 to 928 and encodes 122 amino acids. The transcript is spliced from 4 exons. Lineage: Eukaryota; Metazoa; Arthropoda; Insecta; Lepidoptera; Pieridae.